UUCAAGUGUAUUUCUUUGUUGUUUUCUUUCCGAAACUUUUUACAUUUUUAAAAGCUUUUUAUGUUGUUUUUUUUUUCACUUUAUUAGAGUUGUUGGACACUGUCGGGAUUGGUGCUGAUGGUGUGCGUUUGUGUAUAUCUCCAAUGUGUUGACCUCAAGCAACCUUGUACUCACAAAAAUAUCUUGAAUCUUUAUCUAGAUUGAGUCGAGUUGUAACCAUCAUCGAAGGUACAAAGUGCGGGUUGUUUCCAUUAAAUUAGGCCCGUCAUCCGACCAUUUUGUACAGAAAUUGGUCCGAUUAGUUGACCCAAAUCGGGACAGAAUUGAUAUUUUUUUCUGGCCGACUGGCAAAUUGCUAAACGCAAUAAAGAGAACUAUGGCCGAACCGCAAGGGGUCGGUGUGCGAAAACGCGCCCUUAGUGCCACCAAGGCCGAGGAAAUCCAGGCUGUUGAACAAAAAUUCCGAAAAAGCCAGCCAGACAAACCUUGCCACAAGCCCAGAGAUUCACUGUUCACCUGGAAUUCAGGGUUCAACAAUUUUACCGGAUUCGUAAAUUGGGCCUUUUUGCUGCUGUCCAUCGGUGGGUUGAGACUGCUUUUGGAAAAUUUCAUCAAAUAUGGGAUCAGGGUGGAUCCAAUCGAAUGGCUGUAUAUUUUGGUCAACGGUGAAGGCUCCGAAUGUCCUACACUGAUUUUACUUCUAUAUCACGUUGUUCCCGUGCUUCUGUGCCUGAUCAUAGAAAAGGCGCUAUCGGCGGAAGUGGUUCCAAAUGGUUUAGGGAUGGGUACUCAUGUGGUAAAUAUUUUGUCAGUGAUUCUGGUGCCAAUGGUCCUCAUUCACGUCAAGGAAGGUUUCAGUUUAGUUGGGGCAUCAACAGUUUGCACGAUGUACAGCAUCCUGUUUCUGAAAAUGUGGUCGUACGUCCAGGUGAACAUGUGGUGUCGCAUGUCCCGGCAAAAAACCGGAAAAAGCUCUCUAAGAAGACAGUCGGUGUCGCUCAGUAAUCUGCGGAAGGAACAGCAAGCGCUAAAUCAGGAGCGAGAAACCAGUGAAGUUCAAAAUGCAAGUCUGAAGCAAUAUCCGGAUAACUUGAACUUGCGCGAUCUCUACUAUUUCAUAUUGGCCCCAACUCUGUGUUACGAAUUGAAUUUUGCCAAAACGGAACGAAUUCGAAAAAGGUUUGUAUUCAGGAGAGCCUUCGAGGUACUGGCGGGCACCCAGAUUAUUUUGGCGGUUAUUCAACAAUGGAUGAUUCCAUCUGUUAAAAACUCCCUGGUACCGUUUAGCAACAUGGAUUACACGGUGGCUACCGAAAGAUUAUUGAAGCUUGCAAUACCGAAUCACUUGGCCUGGUUGAUCUUCUUUUACAUAAUGUUUCAUUCGUGGAUGAAUCUGAUUGGUGAACUUCUGCAAUUCGCCGAUCGGGAUUUCUAUGCAGACUGGUGGAAUGCCGAGAACAUUGACGUGUUCUGGAGAAAUUGGAAUCUGCCAGUCCACCGAUGGGCCAUCAGACACUUAUACUUGCCAAUGUUGGAUAUGGGCUAUGGUCGGAGCACCGCUAGCAUGGUGGUAUUUUUUAUCAGUGCCUUUUUCCACGAAUAUAUGGUAAGUGUACCAUUGAAGACGUACAAAAUAUGGGCAUUUAUGGGAAUGAUGGGCCAACUACCAUUAUCGCACGUGUCCCGUUUCGUAUGUAAACGGUAUGGCCCUAGAUUCGGAAAUAUUGUUGUUUGGUCGUCGAUAAUCAUUGGUCAGCCACUCUGUAUUAUGAUGUAUUACCAUGAUUAUAUGGUGAUCCAUCAUGGGUCAACCAUUGCUGAAUAUGUUCAAGUUUAAGAUUUUGUUUAAUGGUUUGAAGAUCCGGUAUUUUUUUAGGUUAUCAGGCUCUGGCCUUCGCCGUUAACAAUAUGUUCAUCCUAUAGAAAAUCUCCAUACCAGCAACUUUUCUUAGUGGUGUUUUCAAGAUGCUGAAAAUUUUGCGAAACACUGCAUUAUUAUGCAUCUGAGCAUUUUGGAAAAGCAAAUUUCAAAAAUUUGAAAGUGUUUUUUGACUCAACCGACGCGAUCACCUUAAAAAGUUUCUUGGGAAAUAAAAACCUUUGGGCAGAAAGACCGAUUGGGUCGAUAGCCUUUUUCUGUAGGAAAUAAAGAUUAUUUAUAUAAAUAUAAAAACUUUUUUGGCUUAAUAUAGUUUUUUAAUUCAACAAGUUUCCCAUAAGAAAACAGGCCACGCCCUCUUAAUUCUGAUUGUAAGCUUGUCAACGUCGCAUUAUGCCGAAGCUGCGCGGGCGCAAAGUACGUUAUUUGAUAACAGUCCGCAACAGGUUGCCAAAUGUGCAAAAAAUACCGGCAAACAGUAGUAAGAGUUGUACUGGGCGAUAAACGUUUGAUGUUCUGUGAACUCGUCCAUUUAAAUCCGUGAUUGGCGCUGUUGCCGGCUACCUCAAAGUUGCAAAAAACACUAGAGAUUAUCAUCAUUUGGUUUGCAAAUUUUAAUGUUAACUGAAAAAAAAAUUUUGGAAAAAAACAAAAAAAAAUAAAAUUCGGAGGGACUUAAACUAAACCAGUAACUUUUUUUAGUGCUGUAUUUAGCGAAAAUGCGAUCGCCUUUCAGGAAUGAAAAUUAAUAAUUUCUCCACAAGAUAAGCGAUGACGCCUUGUUGUCCUCGUUGUCCGGGGUGAUCAAGGCGUUCUAGGGGUUCUAGUUUCCACUUGAUUUUUGGCACAUUUUGAAGAUGUUUUGCAUUAAUUCCGGUUAAUUUUUCUUGCUUGUUACAAUUAAGCGUUUUUUUUUUUAAAUAAUACCAAGCCACUAUCUCCAGGCAAAAAGAGAAUUCACCGACAGAUAUUUGCUAGUUUGGUGGACAUUAGGCAACGUGUUAGAAAGUGACUUUUGCCCGCCGGACUGCGUAUUGUGAUGGUGUUUUUCAUUAUUAUAUGAAAAACUCGUGAAUUUUAAUAAGUGCAAACUAAUUGAAGAACUCUUUUCUGCUGAAAACACCACUAAGAAAAGUUGUUAAUAAAAAUAUUCUCUAUGAAAUUAGCACAUUGUCAACGGCUCCGACCAGAGCCUGAUGUUAUUAAAAAGUCCAUUAAAGUACAAAAUGCCAAAGCUUGUCUGGUUUUCAAGAAUCCUUUAAUAAACUAAUUGGCCGGUUGUCCUUUACAAUGGUUCAUUAGACGACUUUAUAUGAAUAUUCUUUUAUUAAUAGGUUUAAGCAGAUUAGUUUUAAGUUGAAAUAAAAUAUAGUGUUGUCUUCAGUUGGAUCACUCUAGAGUGUUUUGGAAGUUUUACUAUUUGUACUCCCAGCCAACUUUUAAUUCAAUUUUUGUAUAAAUUAUUUCAGAAAUACAGCUUCAAUAUGCUGAUGAUUUUAGCAUAAAGCACAAUUGUGAUCAGUAAAAACGCAAAUUUAUCUGCAUAUUUUUCCCAAUAGGCUCCAUCCAGUCUUCCAUUUUAGGUAGAUAAAGAUAUGUUUGCUUUUGGAACGCAUUAUUUUAUUAGAUAAAUAGUUUUUGAUUAAUUUAAAGUUUAUUUAAAACCGAAAUCACAGACUGUCAGUUUAUAAAAUUAGAUAAUAAGUUCCAUGGAAGGUAGUCGAGGUGUGGGUGGCUUCAUGAUAAAAUAAGGGAAAACGCCUAAAGCAUUUAUAUUUGCCAAAGAACUGUUUAGAUAUGUAUGUAUAUUUUUAUACAUGAAUGUACACGAGUAAUUUGUUGCCAUGUUAUUAAAUUUUAUAGUUUAGA
Molecule: messenger RNA, 3748 nt
Organism: Dendroctonus ponderosae (mountain pine beetle)
Lineage: Eukaryota; Metazoa; Arthropoda; Insecta; Coleoptera; Curculionidae
Gene: mdy
Product: diacylglycerol O-acyltransferase 1
Exons: 9
Coding region: 377-1837 (486 amino acids)
Biological process (GO): triglyceride biosynthetic process
Cellular component (GO): endoplasmic reticulum membrane
Molecular function (GO): diacylglycerol O-acyltransferase activity
Source: RefSeq, a predicted model, not a curated record